Messenger RNA from Zeugodacus cucurbitae (melon fly), 5183 nucleotides. It is a transcript of the gene Dyrk2, whose product is annotated as dual specificity tyrosine-phosphorylation-regulated kinase 2. Lineage: Eukaryota; Metazoa; Arthropoda; Insecta; Diptera; Tephritidae. Gene Ontology annotation, cellular component: nucleus. Gene Ontology annotation, molecular function: protein serine/threonine/tyrosine kinase activity; protein serine/threonine kinase activity; ATP binding. The transcript is spliced from 10 exons. The coding region runs from base 672 to 3134 and encodes 820 amino acids. The record is from RefSeq and is a predicted model, not a curated record. Gene Ontology annotation, biological process: peptidyl-threonine phosphorylation; peptidyl-serine phosphorylation.
GACUGCAGACACGAGACGGUUCACUGUUUGGAUUCAGUUCAGUUCAGUUCCGGACGUUAAACGCGACUGUGGGGAUUUUAAGUACGCGGAGAUACAAAAUACUCGCAUUUUGUUGUUUCUUUCUUUUUCAAUGUGUUAAGAAAGAAAAGAGUAAAAACAAACCCAAAAGUUCAUAUCUAUCAACGACAAAAAGUGAUUUCUGUGCAGCAGUCAAAACAAAAUUGUUACAUUUUUAUAAAGAUAUAUAAAUAUAUAUAUUGAAUAGUGCAGUGUGUUCUUUUGCCAUAAAGAGUUCAUAAUUGAAGCAUCAAAUUUAUAAAGAAAAUCAAAGUUGAUUUUUUGCUCAAGUGUUUAACGUUUAAACACAGUGAAAAGAUAAACAAAUCAACAAAAAAGGAUUAAAUACAGAAAAUAUUAAACAUUUGGAUAUAAAAUCGUCAGCUCUAAGCUACAAGGUAGAAUACGAACAACAAUUUGAAAAAGCUAAUUUCUGCAGAACAUUUACAAAAAAAAGGAAGCAAUAAUUAAAGUCGUGUAUUAAGCUCUCCGCUAAUACAAAUCGCAAAUGUACGCGUGUCCGGUAAAUUUGGAGAUACUUUCUUGAACUGAACUUAAAACAUCAACAUCCGUAAAGGAUAUUAAAUUUAUUCUCAACACGAGAAUAUUGGAAAAUGUUGGAUCGUUGCGAAAUGCCGAUUCAAAUAGACAACGAUAAAUUGCGGCGCGUCAGCGCUGUUGUCGAUCGCGACAAUCGUCUCUCGAAUUCACGCCUCGAACUGCCCAAUGUCUGCAAUGGUGGGGGCGUUGGUGGUAUCACCACAGUUGGCGGCAAUGGCACAACGCGCGGCUCAUCUCGUUCCAGUCGCUGCCUCGAUGUGCAUAAUAAUCACAUGAAUAACAGUCACAGCCAUAGCCAUCAUAAUGGACAUCAUCAGCGCAGCCCGACUAGUGGCAAUAACAACAAUAUUAACAUCAGCAACAGCAAGAGUAACAACAGCAGCAGCACUAAUGUGAAACAAAAACAACAACAGCUACAGACAACAACAACUGAUGGUAAUCAUCACAGCAGCAGCAACAACAACGGUCACAAUAAUUUAAGUAAUCACAACAAUAACAACAACAACAUUGGUUCGCCAGUAUCAUCGACAACGAUCUCAUCGCAUGGCAACAGCACGACCAGCGGCGGUGAGCGCGGCUCAUCGACCAAAUCGAAUAGCAGCAGCGGCAGUGGCAGCAGUGACAAUAUCAAAUGCAAUACGCCGAUGUCGCCGUCAGAUCUCAUCAUAAAAUACCGCAAAUAUUUGACUGAUGUGGAAUUCGAAGAACUCAAAGUGUAUAAGGAGGUUUGGUAUUUCGGCCAUAAUGCCACUAAAAAUUUCAAUAAAACACCAACGAAUGGUACAGCCAAUUCAGGCUUUGACGAUGAUAAUGGCAAUUAUAAGAUUAUCAUACACGAUCACAUUGCCUUCCGCUAUGAGAUACUCGAAGUGAUCGGUAAGGGUAGUUUUGGACAAGUUAUACGCGCCAUGGAUCACAAGACCAAUACAUAUGUGGCCAUUAAGAUUAUACGCAAUAAGCGGCGCUUCCUCAAUCAGGCUGUGGUAGAAUUGAAUAUUUUAGAUGAAUUGCGCGAGAAGGAUGCCGAUGGAUCUCAUAAUGUUAUACAUAUGUUGGAUUACACAUAUUUCCGCAAGCAUUUGUGCAUUACAUUUGAGUUGUUGAGUCUCAAUCUUUAUGAAUUAAUCAAGAAGAAUAACUACAAUGGUUUCAGCAUGAGUUUGAUUAGACGCUUCUGUAAUUCAAUUGUUAAAUGCUUGCGUCUGCUCUACAAAGAGAAUAUCAUACACUGUGAUCUCAAACCGGAAAAUAUUCUGCUCAAGCAACGUGGCAGUAGUUCAAUAAAAGUCAUCGAUUUUGGCAGCUCCUGCUAUGUGAGUCGUAAAAUUUACACAUACAUACAAUCGCGAUUUUAUCGCUCACCGGAAGUGAUACUAGGAUUGCAGUACGGUACCGCUAUAGAUAUGUGGAGUUUGGGCUGCAUCCUCGCCGAGCUCUACACCGGCUUUCCGCUCUUCCCCGGCGAGAAUGAGGUCGAGCAGCUGGCCUGCAUCAUGGAAGUGCUCGGCUUGCCACCGAAAGAACUCUUGGCCAAUGCCACCAGACGCCGUUUGUUCUUCGACUCGCGCGGCGCACCACGUUGCACUACCAACUCGAAGGGACGCAAGCGAUUGCCCGGCGGCAAAUCAAUCUCACAGAUGAUCUUCUGCCAAGAUCGUAAUUUCAUUAACUUCCUACAGCGUUGUCUGGAAUGGGAUCCCGCGGAGCGUAUGACACCCGAAGAAGCGGCACACCAUGAAUUCCUGCAACCGUCGGCGUCUAGUCGCCAUCGCAGCUGCCGCAUGACAAACUCCUCCUCGACUGGCGGUCUAAAUAAUAGCUCAUCACAAAAAUCAUCCUGCUACAGUUUCACCGAAGUCUCGCCACCCACAAAUGCCACAGCCAGCAAUGCGAACAACGCCAUCAAUGGCGGUAGCGGCGGCAGUGGCAAUGGCGCUGUAGUCGCGUCCAUCACCAGCACCACAGCGGUCAGCAAUGCGGCCAUCACCACGACAACGAGCAAAGCAACCACGACAACACAAUCGCGCAGCAGCGGCCUCACACAGCAUGCGCAUCACGCCAGCUCGUCCGGGCAUCUGCCCGACAUCAAGCUCAGCGCCAGCGACAAGUACAGCAACAUGCAGAAGGUGGCCGUGCGCUCGAAGAUCACCUCAUCGGUGUCCGAUCUGGACUCAGUGCCGCAGUAUGCCUUGCAUCGCAGCAUUUACGGCGCCAGCGGGCUGACGCACAGUGGCACAGCAGCGCGCAAGCAUCUCAUCACCAGCGGCACCAUCGCCACCAGCUCCAGCAAAUAUGGUCUGGGACUGGGCGCAGGCAGUGGCAACGGCGGCGGCAGUCACAGUCAUCUAAUGCAUCAGAGCACAACGCUGGGCAAUGUGUCGGCGCAUCACGGCAGCGGUCACGGCAACACACACAACGCAGUAGGCGGCGGCAGCGGCAGCGGUAGUGGCGCCAACAGCAACAUGUCACACUCACAGUCGACGGGCGAUGUGUCGGCGAUCUUCGGACGUGCUUGACUUCGCGCGCGACCCACAAAACUUGAGCUCAAAAAAUGCAAACUAGUCAAUAUGGUGGAUUUUUGGAGCUAGAAGUGGAAGUAAGCGCUUGGAGCGUGAGCGUGAGCGUGUAUGCAGUGGACUUGCAGUGCUCGAAAAGGAGUUAAGAAACAUUUACACUAAUUGUGACUAGAAUGUGUGUGGGUGUGUUUGUAUGCUGUGCGCGAUGUUUUUUCACUACCAGCGCAGGUUACUCAUACGCCCGUGUACUCGGUUUUGAUAAGCGCAGCGCUGCAUUUGCUACAAUUUGUACACACACAUGCAUAUAAUAUAGAUUUUAAAUUGAAUUUUGAGUAAAAUAAUUAUGAUAAUUAUGACUUGUGUGCAUAUUGCCUAGACUUCAUUUUACGUAGACGCUUUGAUAGAUAGAUAGGCUUUUGAUUUGUGAGAGUGGAGUUCGAUGCCAAAAAAAAUCAUAUUUGACUAAAUAUUAUUGAUUAAAAUUUUGAUGUUGUAGAAAUUAAAAAUAAAAUGCUUUUGAUUUAUCGACAUCAAAAUUUAGAAAAACAUUAUCUUAAAAAAAAAAUAAUUUAAACAUUUUCGAAGCUUUCAAUUUUUUCUAAAAUCAUAAAUUUCAAAAUAUUUAAAAAAACUUUAUUAAAAUUUUUAAACAUAAAAAUAGAGAAAAACAUUGAAAAAAAUAUUUUUAAAUACAUUUUUUUAAAUAAAUUUCUAAAAUAUUUUUUUCAAAUAAAUUUGUAAAAUAUUUUUUUUUUAUAAUUUUAAUAUUUCAAUAAAAAAAAAAUAUUUUCGAAAUAAUUUUUUUUUUAAUUAUUAUCCUUAAAAUUUGUUUAAAAUAAAUUAAUUAUUGAAAAAAAUUUCGAACUCCAAUUCCUGCUCUCAUUCCACGUUUAUUUAACGUCUGAUUGUACAAGAAAAAAUUCAUACGUGCACACUUUAGCCUAUAUAAUUCGAAGAUAUGUGUGUUUGUAUUUGUAUGAGUGUUUUUGAAGGAAUCUUAAUUACAUCUGUGUAUGUAUAUUAAUUAUAAUUAGUGUAUGUAGUUGUUGUAAGUUUGCGAAUAUAAUAAACCAUAGUAGUUAGCAAGUGAGUUACAAUGAAAUUUAAACGAAAAAUGGAUUAAAGAAAAAUAACAAAAAGCUCAGAAUAAUAAUUUAAAAAUAAAAAAUAUUAUUAAUUUAAUUAACAAUAAGAAAAAAACACAUAUACACAAACAAAAAAUGUGAAAUAAAAAAAUUUUAACAAAAAAAUUAAAAUAAUAAUCUUAAGCUCAUAAAAUUGUGUCAACAAAUUGUAGUACAUAUGUAAGCAUAAGAUUAACAUAAAAAUACAACAACAUAUACGUUUUAAUGUGAAUUAGUAAAAAGAAAAGAAAUGAAAAUAUUUCACUAAAAAUACAUAAAAUAAGUAAACAAGCAUAACUAUAUAGAAAUACAUAUAUGCUAACAAAUAACAAAAACAUAACUGUAUGAGAGUAGAGAUUUGUGUAUGCCACAUGCAACGCAAUGUUGCAACAUCAUAAUUGUAUAUAAGUCAAAGGGUUUUUAGUAAUAAUUUUAAUAAAAAUUCAUCAAGAAAAUGAAAAUGCAGUUUUUUGUUUGAAGAUUUAAUAACUAUAUAAUUAAAAAUAAAAUUAAAUUAAAUAAAAGUCACGGCAUAAAAAUGAAAAUCUUCCAUACUUUAAUUUCACUGCUUUUAGUAAAUUUUUACAUAAACUGCCUUUGAUUAUAUGUAAAUGUAAAUACAUUGAUAAUCCACUAAAUACACAUAUGCUGUCACAUAAAUGCGUUAAGCAUAUAAUAAACUUAGUAAUGGAAAGUGGAAAUAUAAACUAAGAGAAAUAUCAUUACAAGCAUCACAAACUACUACUAGAAGCAUAUCCAGUAAGGAGUUGGCAUAUAUUUUUUAAGUAACAAGAACAAACACUGCUGAAUCAAUACAUUUCCUGUUUAGAAAAAUACUUUUAGGCAUGAAUUGCUGGGUUUAGAAAUUAAUAAUAAAUUUAGUUGGUAUUAAAAAAAUUAAUACUUUGAAAAAUAAAAAAAUUUA